Monodelphis domestica (gray short-tailed opossum) is the source of this 3062-nucleotide messenger RNA. It is a transcript of the gene GOLPH3, whose product is annotated as golgi phosphoprotein 3. Gene Ontology annotation, molecular function: phosphatidylinositol-4-phosphate binding. Gene Ontology annotation, biological process: Golgi organization; retrograde vesicle-mediated transport, Golgi to endoplasmic reticulum; Golgi to plasma membrane protein transport. NCBI's taxonomy places the organism in Eukaryota, Metazoa, Chordata, Mammalia, Didelphimorphia, Didelphidae. Gene Ontology annotation, cellular component: Golgi cisterna; trans-Golgi network; cytosol. The record is from RefSeq and is a predicted model, not a curated record.
GACCCUCGCCCGCCCCUUCCCGAGACCUUCCCCGCCCAGCUCCCCCAACCCCGUCCCUCUUCGCCUCUUCCGGUCCCUCCCCCCGCCCCAUCGGACUCUGCCACAUCCUCCGGUGACAUCAGCUCGUGCCGCCAUAUUGGAGGAAAGUAGCUGCUGCCGCUUCCACCUCAGCGCGUCUGUCUCUGCCGCCCCCACGAGCAGGAUCCCCUUCCCCGCCCGCGCGCCGGCCUCUCCCGGGCCGCCGAGCGAGCCUCUCCGAGGCCCGUCCCCCAUGACUCCCGCCGGCGCCGGCGCCGGCGCAGACGGACCUCGCCCCAGCGCCUGAAGCGGAGCCUGUGUGGGCCAUCGCGGGCUAGCGGAGAGCGAAGGCGAGCCGGCCCGCGCUCGCACCGCGUCCCGCCGCUCAGCUCCGCCGCUGCCUCCGACUUCCGCGGUCCCGGCCGUAGCCAUGACCUCGCUGACCCAGCGCAGCUCGGGCCUGGUGCAGCGCCGCACCGAGGCCUCGCGCAGCGCCGCCGACAAGGAGCGGGCGGCCGGCGGUGGAGGGGGCGGCGGCGGCGACGACGAUGAGCAGAGCCGCCGGGACGAGCAGGACGACGACGACAAGGGCGACUCCAAGGAAACCCGGCUGACCCUAAUGGAGGAGGUGCUACUGCUGGGUCUGAAGGACCGAGAGGGCUACACAUCAUUUUGGAAUGACUGUAUAUCAUCUGGAUUACGAGGUUGCAUGUUGAUUGAAUUAGCUUUGAGAGGGCGAUUACAACUGGAGGCUUGUGGAAUGAGGCGCAAAAGUCUUUUAACAAGAAAGGUGAUUUGUAAGUCAGAUGCUCCAACUGGGGAUGUUUUACUUGAUGAAGCUUUGAAACACGUUAAGGAAACACAGCCUCCAGAAACAGUCCAGAAUUGGAUCGAACUACUUAGUGGUGAGACAUGGAAUCCGUUAAAAUUGCACUACCAGUUAAGAAAUGUUCGUGAAAGAUUAGCCAAAAACCUGGUGGAAAAAGGUGUACUGACAACAGAGAAACAGAACUUCCUCCUUUUUGACAUGACAACACAUCCACUUACCAACAACAACAUUAAGCAGCGCCUCAUCAAGAAAGUACAAGAAGCUGUUCUUGACAAAUGGGUGAAUGACCCUCAUCGAAUGGACAAGCGCUUGCUGGCUCUUAUUUACCUCGCUCAUGCUUCUGAUGUCCUUGAGAACGCUUUUGCCCCUCUUCUGGAUGAGCAGUAUGAUUUAGCCACAAAGAGAGUGCGACAGCUUCUGGAUUUAGACCCAGAAGUUGAAUGUAUGAAGGCCAACACAAAUGAGGUCUUAUGGGCUGUAGUUGCAGCUUUUACAAAAUAACUGUUGUUGGACUUUUCUUUCAUGUUCUUUCUCUUCUAUUGACUUCUUGUUUUCUGUAAUUGACUUCUUUGUUUUCUGUAAUUCGUACUUUCUCACAAUAUGAAUUGGAUCUUGUUUUAAGGAAACAAUAGAUGGCUUUUCCUGUAUGUUGUGUGUGUGUGCAAGAUUCUGCUGGUACGAGACACCCUCCUAUUUCUGUUAUUAAAAACAAAAAGUUUUACUGCCAUAUUGGCAUUCCAUUUACUAUUGAAUUCAAGUUGCUUGCAAUUCUUAAUGUAAAUUUUUGUUUAUUUCUGGUAUGCUUUGACGUUCAAAGUACCUCCACCACCACAUUCACAUCUUUUGGAUAACCUCGUCUUGAGUUGUUCCACAUGUGUAUGUGUCUCUAGCAUUCUACAGUACAAUUCAGACAGAAGUCACAAAAAAGGCCUUUAAUUCACCAAAGGUAAAUAUCUGUAUCUAUUAGAACAUUUUAUACAUAGACCUCAGUUGAGAUGUGUACUUAUUAGCAAAGUUAUUUUUAAUGAAAACAGCACAUGUAAAAUGCCCCUUUGAAGUUUUGCUUCCAGUGUAAAUCUUCUUGUAUACUAUGGUUUAAUAGUUAAAAAUCAAAAUGAAAGCUUGUGUUUAAAGGUCCAGUUGUUUCAAAUACCAGGUUUGGGAUGAGAUAUACAUUCCAGUAUAUUCUGUAUAUAAUUUGAAUUGUAUAUUAACAGCCCCCUUCUCCUGACCCUAUUCCUCUCCAUUUAAGUAUUUUGCAAGAUUUAGUUAGUUGUACACCUGGCGUCUCCUUGCUUUCAACCAUUGCCAUUUGGUCAAAACCAUGACCUCUUUACCAAGGGGAAGAAAGAGUGAGUGAGUGAGAGAGAGAGAGAGUGAGAGAGAGAGAGAGAGAGAGAGAGAGAGAGAGAGAGAGAGAGAGAGAGAGAGAGAGAGAGUGUGUGUGUGUGUGUGCGUGCGCGUGUGUGUGCGUGCGCGUGUGUGUGCAUGCACUUGCGUGUGAGAGAGAGAGAGUGUGUGUGUUUAUAAUUGAUCCCAGUAUCUACUGAGCUGUGCCAUUUAUGGUACUCUGCCUAUGCAUCUAUAUUUUGAACAUUUAUCAUUUUCUUCAUAUAAUUUCUGUGUGGAAAUAGGCUUGUGACCAGUACUGAUCUUGAGUACAGUUUUUAAAAACUUUUGUCUGCAAGUAAGUUAACUUUUUUUGUCUCUUAAAUGUCAUUUAUCUACUUAACACUUUUUUUGGGGGACAGGGUGGGGGAGGUGGGAAGCAAAUGUCAAUCCUAGCAGGUGUUGCAUGUAAAUUGUUAGCAAGUAAUGACUACAGCUCAGAUGAUUAAGAUUUCUGUAACAGGAAGCUCACUAUGUUUUCAUUUUUUAUAUAUUAUAAUUAUGAUGAUUUGCUCAUUAUUGUAAAAAUAUAAACUUUGGCUUUAUAAAGUUUAGUUAUUAUUACUUUACCACUGCUUAUCAUACCCACCAUUGGUUUCAUAAUGUAAAUACUAAACAUUGAAAAAUAAAACAUCAAAUUUUUUAAAUCACCAUAGUACAUACUAAUAUUGGGGCUUUCGGGUGUUUGAAAUUAUUUUGUUUAACAUUGAGGGCAAAAAUACUAGAUGGUGUAUAACUCUAGAGUUGAAAUUUAAGGGAUCCCUAAUAUGUAUACAAGCUUUUUACCUGAAGUAAUAAAUAAACUAUGAUCUUGAAAGUGCCUGAA